AUAUCAGUCGGAACUUUCGGAAUAUCAUGAGCUCAGGCAUCUAUUAGAAAAUAAAAUUUUAAACAUAUUUUGUGUGAUACAGUGAAUGUGAAAAGUUUAACAAAGAUAUUGAAAAUGUUUCGAAACUUGUGCAUGCUGCGUAAAAAUAUAUUACUGUCCAGAAUAAUUUAUUCGAGUUAUACAGUAAGGGCCAAUCUGACAAUCAGUUCAAAAUAUCGCGCAAAGCCAAUUGAAGGCUUGACGGUAACCGAUAUUAACAUCCACGAUCUGGCCAAAGGAGAUGUUGAGUUUUCACGCAAUUUCCUCACUACACUUCCUUCGCUGGGGAAAUCGGAGCUUUCGCCCGAUGCCGUCAACAUGGAGGCAAUCGUUGAGCCAGAUGCAGUAACGGAAUCACCAACUACGGAUGGAGGCAGCAUGAGCAUACUCGAUAAAGAUGGAAUGCCAAUUGUGCCCAUUGAAAUCGAUGGAUGGAAGAACGCGGAAGAUGAUGAUGGUCCAACCGUGCAGAAUCCUUCCGGGCAGCCAAUGGACAUUGGCAAUGACAUCGAGUACAAGAAGCAACAAAUGCUGGAGGUGCCCGAGAAGCGAGAGGGACAGUUCGAAUACAAGGGCAUCAAGGUGAAGCUGCCAGAAUCGGCAUCCAAGGAUAUUGGCACCUAUCGGUUCCGUCGCGACCAAGAGGAUCUGGAGACAGUGGCUGAUGAUAUGCGGGUCGUCAAGUUCGAUAAGAAGUGAAUAGAUAUCUUUUAGUGGGUGUGCUUGUGAAUGUUGCAUUCCAAUUACAAAUGCAUCUACUACAAUUUUUAGUUGCAUGUUGACCCAAGUUGUACCAUGAAAAAUUUAACGAAAUUACUAUUUUGUACAAUUUAUAUUAAAAUUUAACUUAGUGCUUUUAA
Messenger RNA from Drosophila innubila, 899 nucleotides. RefSeq lists its product as uncharacterized. NCBI's taxonomy places the organism in Eukaryota, Metazoa, Arthropoda, Insecta, Diptera, Drosophilidae. The record is from RefSeq and is a predicted model, not a curated record. The coding region runs from base 115 to 738 and encodes 207 amino acids. The transcript has a single exon.